GUGGAGAGAUAUGUGUUUUCAUGCAGCUGACCCUGCUGAAGUGAGAUUUCAUCACUGGUUUCAAGCAUUUAUUUACAUUAUACUUUUAAUGUAACCACAAAAGUCUGCGUGAUUUAACAGGUAACUUAGCAAGCACGAAAACAAAACCAGAGACAUGGCUUCAAAGAAGAGCCAGGACGGCGACGACCGUUUUCUUAAGGUGAAGAAGGACCCUCGCUUUUGGGAGAUGCCCGACAAGGAGCGCAAAAUCAAGAUUGAUAAGCGGUUCCAGUCUAUGUUCCACGACGACCGUUUCAAACUUAAAUACACAGUCGACAAGCGCGGCAGACCCGUCAACCACACCUCGUCCGAGGACCUGAAGAAGUUCUACAAGCUGUCAGACUCGGAUGUGUCCGACGCGGAGCUGGAGGAACAAGGAGGUAAGAAAAAGAAGAAGAAAAAGAAGGCACUCAAAGCUGAGUUGGAGGAGAUCCAAGACGAAGAGGAGGAAAAAGACGAGGAGAUAUCAAAGAAAGACAAGAAAACAACUUCAAAACCGAAAGAUACCCCACUCAAGACAGUGCAGCCAAAAAGAGGGGUGAAGGUCUACGAGGAAGGUGAGGAAGAGGAGGCGCCAAGUGAUGAUGAAGAAGGAGACGAUGAGGACGACGACGAUGAUGAUGAUGAUGAUGAUAGUGUUGAUAUGGAGGAGGGUGUCUCAGAAGGUAGUGAGGAGGAAGUGGAGGGAGAAGAGGAUGACGAUGAAGAAGACGACGAUGAAGACGUAGGUACCGAGUCUGAGGAUGAGGAGAGCGAGAGUGACAGCGGCCCCGACUUGGCCAGAGGGAAAGGCAACGUGGAGACCAGCUCAGACGAGGACGAUGAGGACGAGGUGGAGGACAUGCUUCGUCGCGAGGCAGAUGAGAUUGUGCACGACUGGGGCGAGAUGUGGAAGGACGCUCCUCGUGCUGAUGAGAUGUCCCGGCGGCUGGCGGUGUGCAACAUGAACUGGGACAGGAUGAAGGCCAAAGACCUGCUGGCCCUCUUCAACUCCUUCAAACCUAAAGACGGCGUAAUCUUCUCUGUCAAGAUCUACCCGUCUGAGUUUGGGAAAGAGAGGCUGCAGGCUGAGCAGACCCAGGGCCCUAUGGAGCUUGCCGCUCUGCCUGACGACCUGGACGACAACGACACGGAAGAGAAGAGGCUGUACCGAGAGAAGAUCAGGGACUACCAGUUCAAGCGUCUGCGCUACUACUACGCCGUGGUGGAGUGUGACUCGGUGAAAACGGCGGCGAAGAUCUACGAGGAGUGUGACGGCUUCGAGUACGAGAGCAGUUGCUCCACCAUGGACCUGCGGUUUAUUCCAGAUGACAUGGCGUUUGAGGACGAGCCCACGGACUCCGCAGUGGACGUGGACCUGUCCAGCUACCAGCCCAAAGUCUUCAGCUCCACGGCCAGCACCACUGCUAAGGUGGAGCUGACGUGGGACGAGACGGACCAUGAUCGCGUCACGGCUUUCAGCAGGAACUUCAACAAAGACGAGCUGCUGGACAUGGACUUCAAGGCUUACCUGGCAUCCUCAAGCGAGGACGAGGAGGAAGAUGAAGAGGGGAGGAGCAGGAGCAGGAGCAGAUCGAAGUCAUCCCAGAAGCUCCGAAGCCGGCGGUAGAGAUCAGUGAGCCGAAGCAGAAGAGGAAGAAGCCGAGUAAGGAGGACCAGAUCGCCAAGUACAGGGAGCUGCUGCAGGGCAUCCAGGACAAGGAGCGCAGUAAGGAGCGCGAGCGCGACAUGGAGA
Alosa alosa (allis shad) is the source of this 1774-nucleotide messenger RNA. RefSeq names its product ESF1 homolog. Gene Ontology annotation, biological process: rRNA processing. Gene Ontology annotation, molecular function: RNA binding. The transcript is spliced from 9 exons. The record is from RefSeq and is a predicted model, not a curated record. Lineage: Eukaryota; Metazoa; Chordata; Actinopteri; Clupeiformes; Clupeidae. The coding region runs from base 155 to 1648 and encodes 497 amino acids.